This is a messenger RNA of Vollenhovia emeryi, 1053 nucleotides long. RefSeq lists its product as uncharacterized. Gene Ontology annotation, molecular function: catalytic activity. The record is from RefSeq and is a predicted model, not a curated record. Bases 1 to 1053 code for a protein of 350 amino acids. The transcript has a single exon. Lineage: Eukaryota; Metazoa; Arthropoda; Insecta; Hymenoptera; Formicidae.
AUGCCGGGACCCCCUACACCUGGGUUAAAGGGGUACGGCCUAACUCAGGCCAACGUGAAUCGCUCUCCCAGGGCGCAAGACCUGCUUAUGCAGGACAUCCGGGAGAGCGGUCACAGCUUGGCGGUGAUUGCCGAGCCCGGCCGCGUCCCCCAGGACCACCCUGAGUGGCUGGGGGUGCGGUUGGAGCGAACGGCAGCGAUUUGUUGGCGGUCGUGGCAGGGUUCUCCCACCACGACCGCAUUGGAGCGCGGCGAUAGACACGUCGCCGUGCGCUGGGGGCCCAUCGUGGUCGUGGGAGUGUAUCUCCGUCCGGACAGGAGACUCUCCCUCUACGAGGACUGGCUGGCCGACGUCGAACAGACGGUUAGACGUUUCGGCCGUGAGCCGGUCCUCGUCGCCGGGGACUUUAACGCCCACAGCGUGGCGUGGGGUUCCCGGCGAACCUACAACAGAGGGAGGGCUCUAGAGAAUUGGGCAGCGGCGCUCGGCCUGGUCCUAUUAAAUAGGGGCCGGGUCUCCACCUGUGUGCGCGCGCAGGGGGAGUCCAUUGUCGAUUUGACAUGGGCUACCCCCUCCGCGGCGCGCCAUGUCACCGGGUGGAGAGUGACCGGGGACACCGGGCUCGCGUUAUCAGACCACCGUUGGAUUUCGGUGGAGCUCGGUGCCCUCGCGUCUCUCGGGCGUCGCCGAGAGAUGCGACCGCGAUGGGCCCUUAAGAGGCUCCGCGAGGAUGACCUGAUGGCCUCCCUUGAGGCCGCCUGCUGGGUCCGGGGGGAUGUCCCCGAGACCCGCGAUACGGAUCCCCAACAAGAGGCCGAGUGGAUCGGGACAGCAUUAGCGGCGGCGUGUAACGCCGCUAUGCCCCGAUCGAAAACUCGGCCUCGGCGGGCGGUCCACCAGGACGGAAGAAAUUGCCGAGUUACGCCGGCAAGCCGUCCACCAGCAGCGAAUAUCCGCCCGCCAUGCGCGCAAGGGCGGGCAGGCGGCCGAAAGGGCAAGGGGGGGCUACCUGGUGGCCAAGGUAGCCCUCCGCAAGGCCAUCAAGAAGGCUAA